Molecule: messenger RNA, 744 nt
Organism: Mesorhabditis spiculigera
Lineage: Eukaryota; Metazoa; Nematoda; Chromadorea; Rhabditida; Rhabditidae
Source: the annotation of a GenBank genome assembly
AUGGGAUCGCUGGAUGAAUCCGAUCUCCUCUUGAUGGCCAUCCCGCACGUCGUGUUGAUCGCGUUGUCGGCGAUGAUCUUGGGGACGACGCUGGUGAAGGCUGUGGAUCGGUACGACACCUGGUUCGAUCGCCACUGCAAUUGUCAACCCAACGGCACCACGCGGAUCGCUUCGGAUCGGCUGGCCAACUUCUCGAUCCUGAUGUUCUGCGUCUACACCGUCAUCGUCGCGCUCAUGAUCUGGGCUCGGAAGUUGAGCACAAAUUGGCUGAUUUGUGUUGGGCUACUGUACCUGGCCGACUCCGGGACGUUGAUGAUGUUUGGGCGAGGUGCCCAACUCGGCUGCUCGAUCUCCUACCGUACCGACCUAAACCAAUUUUUCAACGGCAUCGCUGGAGGACAACAAGACAUGCUGGUGUCGGUGAACUUGUUGAUGGCGUUCUUACGCUCCUGGGAGGCUACGCAUCUGAUGGAAACGAUGCCACUGUGGAUCCCGUUUCUCGGCGCUGGGCUCUGCGUCGCCUGCGGCUUCCUCACCUUCCUGCUGCAUAUCUUGGAGGUGUUCGGCAGGGUGUGGUUCACCCCGGAUGCUCAGGGAUACCACGAUGAGAACAAGUUCCCGGUACAGCUACUAUACCUCUGUUCGAGUUACGUUCGCUCAAGCCUAUGCUGCCGGCUGGGUGAGGUCCGAGAGCGCGCGUAUUCUACCAUCAAAAUGAAGACGUUGCCCUCGCCUGUGCAUGUG